GUGAGAGUGAACAACAACAGUCUAAAUGGCUCAGCAGGGAGUUCUGCUGGACCAGGACCAGUUCUGUUGUUCUGUCUGUCUGGAACUACUGAAGGAGCCGGUGGCUAUUCCCUGUGGACACAGUUACUGUAGAAGCUGUAUUGAGGGCUACUGGGAUCAGGAUGAUCAGGGCAUCUACAGCUGUCCUCAGUGCAAUCAGACCUUCACUCCAAGGCCUACUCUGGGGAAAAAUAACAUGCUGGCUGAGGUGGUGGAGACACUGAAGAAGACAGGACUCCAGGCUGCUCCCCCUGCUCUGUGCAAUGCUGGACCUGGAGAUGUGGCAUGUGAUUUCUGCACUGGGACCAGAAAGCAGAAAGCCCUCAUGUCCUGUCUGGUGUGUCUGGUGUCUUACUGUGAGACUCACCUCCAGCCUCACUAUGAUCUUCCUGUACUAAAGAAACACAAGCUGGUCAAAGCCACCGCACAACUACAGGAGAAGAUCUGUUCUCAUCAUGACCAACUGCUGGAGGUUUACUGUCGUACCGAUCAACAGUGGAUCUCGUAUCAAUGUAUGAUGGAUGAACAUAAAGGCCAUGAUACAGUGUCAGCUGCAGCAGAGAGGACUGAGAUACAGAGUCAGCUGGGAAUGAGUCAGCAGAAGCUCCAGCAGAGAGUCCAGGAGAGAGAGAAGGUGCUGAAGGAGCUCCAACAGGCUGUGGAGUCUCUCAAGCACUCUGCAAAUGCAGCAGUGGAUGACAGUGAGAGUAUCUUUACUGAGCUGAUCCGCUCCAUGGAGGAAAGGCGCUCUGAGGUGAAGGAGCUGAUCAGAGCCCAGGAGAAGGCUGAAGUGAGUCGAGCUGAAGGUCUACUGGAGCAACUGGAACAGGAGAUAGUUGAGCUGAGGAGGAGAGAUGUUGAGCUGGAGCAACUCUCACACACAGAGGAUCACAUCCAUUUCCUUCAGAGUUAUCAAUCUCUCUCAAGUCCCAGUGUAUCUUCAGACUUGCCCAGCAUCAUUGUCUGUCCUCUUCAGUACUUUGGAGAUGUGAAUAAGUCAGUGUCUGAGCUGAGAGUGAAAGUAGAAGACCUCCUUAAAGGAGAAUGGACCAAGAUCUCCACUACAGGGAUAGCAGGUCAUAACAACCACAGCUCCCAGAUGAAAGCUGCUCUGCAGCAAGACGACCCCAUGGAGGACAAGGACAGGGGUCAGGAGGUCAAACGCCGCCCAAGCAGCGAGUUCCCUGUUGGAAACCUGGUCGAUAUUGACAACACUCUGGUCGCCAAAUCACUGCACGGAGACAGUGAGAGAGAAAGGGAUGGAGAAAAGGGUGGGAAAGCGAGAGGGAUGGAACGAGAGAAGGAGUGA
Salvelinus namaycush (lake trout) is the source of this 1348-nucleotide messenger RNA. RefSeq names its product E3 ubiquitin/ISG15 ligase TRIM25-like. The coding region runs from base 26 to 1348 and encodes 440 amino acids. The record is from RefSeq and is a predicted model, not a curated record. Lineage: Eukaryota; Metazoa; Chordata; Actinopteri; Salmoniformes; Salmonidae. Gene Ontology annotation, molecular function: zinc ion binding. The transcript has 6 exons.